Molecule: messenger RNA, 1044 nt
Organism: Aegilops tauschii subsp. strangulata
Lineage: Eukaryota; Viridiplantae; Streptophyta; Magnoliopsida; Poales; Poaceae
Source: RefSeq, a predicted model, not a curated record
AUGGCCUUUGCUGGCGUAUCUCUCAUUGCUGACUGCAAGCUGUGCGCCUCCACCAAGUCGGCCAUCAACUCCGGUGCAGAUAGCGGGUACCACUUGCUCGUUGUCGAAGGUUACUUGCGCACCAAAGAGACUACUCCCAACCGCGAGUCCAUCGGGUCUCGUCCUUUCAUUGUUGGGGGCCGUCGCUGGGCCAUCGGCUACCACCCUAAUGGUUUGGACAAGGAUGCUGAAGAAUUUAUAUCGGUUUCCCUUGUCCUUGAAGACGAUACCAGGCCAAGCGUUGAGUUUGAAUUCAUGAAAAGGGAGGGUUUUGAAAGAUCAAGGCAUCUCAAAGACGACAGCUUCGUCAUCCGGUGUGACCUUGUUGUCCUCAAGCCGGCCGCGGACAAGGAGCAGGGCACCACCGCUCUUCCUUUCACCGAAUUGCCACAGGCCGACUUACCAAGCCAUCUUGGCGAUCUCCUCCUGAGCAAGGAGGGUGCUGACGUCACGUUUGAGGUUGACGGCAAGGAGUUCGCUGCGCACCGGUGGAUGCUUGCAGCCCGAUCUACCGUCUUCAAGGCACAGCUCUUUGGCACCAUGAAUGUGGGCAAUGCUACGUCAAGUGUUGUCAAGAUAGACAACAUCAAAGCAAACGUCUUCAAGGGCUUGCUAACUUUCAUCUACACUGAUGGAAUGCCUGAAUUCGAGCAUGACGAUGACGAUGAGGCUGGUGACAUGGAACAGGAUGAUGACUCAGAAGAAGAUGGAAUGAAAGAAGACUGGCUGCUACAGCUCCUUGAAGCUGCAGAAAAAUAUGGUCUCCAAAGGCUCAAGUCAAUCUGUGAAGAGAAGUUGACCGAAUUGAUUUGCAAGGACACGGUGGCAGACAUCAUUGUCGUGGCUGAGCGGAACCAGUGCCUCUGGUUGAAGGAGUCUUGCUUGGAGUUUGUCAAAACUCGCACAAAUUUACACAUAGUUUUCACCGCUGAUGGCUUGGAGCAAAUAAUCAGGACCUGCAGCCCCUCUGUUCUCAAGGAGCUUCUCUCCAAGUUUGCUUCCUGA